This is a messenger RNA of Cryptotermes secundus, 531 nucleotides long. RefSeq names its product protein archease-like (gene Archease). The record is from RefSeq and is a predicted model, not a curated record. The transcript is spliced from 4 exons. The coding region runs from base 1 to 531 and encodes 176 amino acids. Gene Ontology annotation, biological process: tRNA splicing, via endonucleolytic cleavage and ligation. Gene Ontology annotation, cellular component: tRNA-splicing ligase complex. Lineage: Eukaryota; Metazoa; Arthropoda; Insecta; Blattodea; Kalotermitidae.
AUGAUAGACAAUGAUCCACAAGACAGUAAUCAUGAACAGUUACCUACCACGAACGCGGUGCCUGACACACCCAUCUCAUGGACGUACGGAGACAUUGUACCAGCAGUAGUUCCAUUUACUAAUUUGGAUCACACAGCAGAUGUUCAGCUUCACGCAUGGGGUGACACGUUGGAGGAAGCAUUUGAACAAUGUGCCAUGGCAAUGUUUGGCUACAUGACUGAAAUUGAUACAGUAGAGAUAUCAGAAUGUCAAGAUGUUGUAGCUGAAGGCCAUGACUUGCUGUCACUACUGUUUCAUUUCUUGGAUGAGUGUCUUUUCCUCUUCUGUGCGGACCCAUUUUUUAUUGCACGGAAGGUGAGCAUUGUGGAAUUUGAUAGAACUAAUUUUCGCAUCAAAGCUGUUGCAUAUGGUGAAGAAUUUCAGAUUGGAAAGCAUCCUCAGGGAACUGAAGUGAAAGCAAUAACAUAUUCAAACAUGCAGGUACAUGAAAAUGAAGGGAAAAGUGAAGUUUUUGUGAUCAUUGACAUUUAA